Molecule: messenger RNA, 1399 nt
Organism: Lycium barbarum (goji berry)
Lineage: Eukaryota; Viridiplantae; Streptophyta; Magnoliopsida; Solanales; Solanaceae
Exons: 9
Coding region: 168-1112 (314 amino acids)
Source: RefSeq, a predicted model, not a curated record
AAAACAUUAGUAAAAGUUUGGCAGUUAAUAACCAUUUUUAACAGAGUACCUAUCUGCAAAGCUCCUACAACCCUUCAAAUAUUCUCAUUCUCUUUUUCAGUUGUUCCAAAGUUAAGAAUUUAGUUGGAUUUUCAGUUCAAGAAUUCAUCUCCAAAAGGUUGUCAAAUAUGUCUGUUGGACAUCAACAAUUCCUCAAUCUUUAUUCUCAAGUGAACCUAUGCAAGCCCCCCUCAUGUUCAUUACUAGCUGCUCAGUUCAUUGUAAUGCCAAUGAGUAACAAAGAACUUUCUCCUAUUCAAUGCUCAACUAUUGCUGCUUCAAAGUCUGGAGAUUUAAGUGCAGAUUUUGGCGAACGAAACCAUGAUUAUGUUGCUACUGAUACAAGUGGGAAAGCAGCUAAAGGGUCAGGCACGACGGCUAGAGGAAGGAGGUUGUUGAAGGUCAGGGAGGAGAAGAGGAAACGCGAAUAUGAACGUCUUCAUAACUACCCAGCUUGGGCCAAAGUGUUGGAAGAUGCUUGUAAACAUGACACAGAGCUUCGUGCUGUGCUUGGUGAUAGUAUUGGCAAUCCAGAGCUUAUGAGGAAAAGAGUCGAAGAGAGAGUUCGAACGAAGGGCCGAAAUUUUCAGAAAUCUAAAACAGGAUCAGUGCUUGCAUUCAAAGUCAGCUUUAGAGAUUUUAAUCCUCUUGAUUCAUACAUAUGGUUUGAACUCUAUGGCUCACCAUCUGAUCGAGACGUUAACCUCCUCGGUAGUGUUAUCCAGGCAUGGUAUGUCAUGGGCCGUUUAGGUGCAUUUAAUUCAUCUAAUUUGCAGCUGGGGGGUUCAUCAAUGGAAUUCGAUCCUCUUUAUGAUGCAGAGAAAGGUUUCAAUGUGAUGCCUUCAUCAUUCCAUGACAUAAGUAAUGUUGAAUUCCAGGACAAUUGGGCCAGAGUUUGGGUGGAUCUUGGUACAGCUGAUUUCUUCUCAGUCGACGUACUUCUCAAUUGCUUGACUGUAUUGAGCUCAGAAUAUAUAGGCAUUCAACAAGUUGUUUUUGGAGGUCGUCAGAUGGGUGAUUGGGAAGAAGGAAUGACCAACUCUGAUGACGGAUACAAAUAUUUCGAAAUUUGAUUAAUGUGGAAAAAGAACGAAAACGAAAAUCAGCUCGGAGGAAAUGGAUAGGGAUUAUCAUGCACCUGAACUAUUCAAGGUUUCAAUUUGAAAAGAUAUGAAGUUUUGUAGUGUUAUCCCUAACGAUACGAUAAAUUUUGAUUAGGAGGAGCGUUAGUUACUGUAAUUAUGGUAGUAGUGAACUUGUAUGUAUGAUAAAAGAAGUGAUUAAUGUGGUAGAGCUAAUGAUAGGAUCUGUAAUAGUUUUCAGAAUAAUUUGGGCUAUAACUUUAGUGUCUUUUUACAUA